UUUCUCUCUGGUUCGCUGUGCGAGUCUCUAAACCCCUUUUGGAAUUUGGGGGUUUCCAAUUUCCCAAUUCUCCAUAGCCCUAGAAACCCUAAUUAGGAGGUAGCAUACCCAAUUCUUGCUCAGCAUGAAGAGGACAAUGCCAUGGAGUGAGGAUAGUGAUUCAUCGGAUUCACAUUCAGAGUCUGAAGGCGACGAUGGAGUUGGCAAGAGAAAAGCUGGGCAAGGCCAACCCUCCAAGAAAACAGCGUCACAAGUGAUAUCUGGGAAGCGAAAGAGCAAAGUUGUGGACUUUGAGGCAUUGAAGCAAUAUGGGUACAAAGGUGGGCCGUCUGUGCUGAGCGUGCCCCCACCAAAAGAGCCCGAGAAGGAGCCAAACUGGUCUUGGUCUACCGGUAGGGAGGACAAUAAGGAGGGUGCUAAUGGUGGAACCAAGAAGGGAAAUGAAGGAGAAGAAGAAUCUUAUGAGCAACGACAGAAGACGAGGGCUGCAUUGGCCUCCGGGGAGCAGCUAGAACAUGUGCUAACGCGGAACGACAAGAAAAACCUGUCGUUUUCGCAGAAGGAAAAGAGGAAAAGAGAGCUUGGUCAGGCAAGCAGGGGAAAGAACUAUGUUGAAGAAGAGAAGAGGUUGUUGAGGGAGAGUGGUGUUUACUCUGGUUUUGAUACUUAAGACCUCUGCUGUACUUUCACCUCUGCAUUUUGUGUUAAAUUGUAAUAUGAGAAUUUAUCGGUUUCUUGGAUCACAAUCUCUUCCGUUUUGCUUAAUUGUUGCUUCACCAUUUGGCA
Molecule: messenger RNA, 786 nt
Organism: Prunus persica (peach)
Lineage: Eukaryota; Viridiplantae; Streptophyta; Magnoliopsida; Rosales; Rosaceae
Product: UPF0690 protein C1orf52 homolog
Exons: 2
Coding region: 125-670 (181 amino acids)
Source: RefSeq, a predicted model, not a curated record